Molecule: messenger RNA, 5020 nt
Organism: Dermatophagoides pteronyssinus (European house dust mite)
Lineage: Eukaryota; Metazoa; Arthropoda; Arachnida; Sarcoptiformes; Pyroglyphidae
Gene: Prosap
Product: SH3 and multiple ankyrin repeat domains prosap
Cellular component (GO): postsynaptic density; postsynaptic membrane; dendritic spine
Molecular function (GO): ionotropic glutamate receptor binding; synaptic receptor adaptor activity
Source: RefSeq, a predicted model, not a curated record
ACUCGCAUUAAAAAAAUGCAUGAAUUUAAUGCAUAUGAAUUUCAUCAUCAAUUGGCCAAUAUGGCUAAUAAUAUAUUGGUUUCAAAUGUUAAAUUAUCAUCACCAUCAUCAACAACAACAUCAACAUCGGGAUCAUCACGAUCAUCAUCAAUAUCAUCAUCAUCAUUGUCUAUGUCUAGAGGUAUAUCCAAACAUAUACAUGUAAAAACGAUACAAGAUCCAGCAUUAACUGCUGCUUUACAACCAUCAUGGACAGCACCAAAAGAAUAUUCAUCCGAUUUAUUUAAUUCAUUGGAUUAUGAACCAUCUAAUCAAAAAUCUUAUCAACAGCAUUGUUAUUCAUUGAAUAAUAGUAACAAUAUUAAUAAUCAUCAUCAAUCAAAUAUUCAUACUGAAUUAAUACGUACUGAUUCGGGAAAUUCAUCAUUGAAUACAAUCGAUUCGAUUAGUAAUCAUAGUUCAAGAAGUUUAUCAUCAAGCAUUAAUGAUGGAUGUUGUCCAUAUUAUGGAUCCGAAUUAUCCACAAAUUUAGAUGAUGAUUCAUUAUUGAUCAAUGUGUUUGUACCAGAAACACAAUCAGAGUUCGAUAUAACCUGUUCAUAUCGGCAAUCAAUUUGGUAUGUCAAAACCGUAUUGAUUGAACGAUUAUGUGGCAAUACAAAAAACGGUCAUAAUAAUAAUCAUCGAAAUUCACGAUUACUACGUGAUGAUCAAUGUCUUAACUAUGGCCUUUUCAGUGCACAAUUGGGUUUGUUUCUCGAUGAGCAGCUAACAUUUAAUGAAUAUUUUUGGAACAAAAAUAACCAUUCUGGUAGCACCAAUACCAUAAUCAACUAUAAUAAUAACGACGAUAAUUUACCAAUAUUGAUCAAUCAUAAUCAUUUCAAUCCUGACCAACAUCAAUCAACAACACCACCAAUAUCAAAACAAUCACAUCAACGAUCAUACAAUAACAAUACUACAAUCAAAAAGAAUACAAUUGUUAAAUUAGAAUUUCUUUAUAAACAACGAGUCAAAUACGGUGAAAUAAUGAGUACAUUGCCCCUUGCAAGCGCAACACGAAAAAAACGUAAACGUUCACGUCUUUUGACGGCUAUUCAAAAUGGUAACCUAGAUAAAUUGGCCAAAGCAUUGGUCAACUGUGAUCCAAAUUUUGUUGAUGAAUCAAGUGGUGAUACGCCACUUUCAAUAGCAGCAUCAUUAUCGAUUUCAAAUAGUACAACACAGCAACAGAUUAUUGUCGCCAUUGUAAAUGGUGGCGCUUUGCUUGAUUUUCGUACCAAAGAUGGCCGAACAGCAUUACAUGUUGCUGUACAAAAAUCCAAUUUCAUCGCAUUAAAAACUUUAUUAGAUUUGGGAGCAUCACCAAACUAUCCUGAUACAAAUGGUUUAACACCAUUAUAUUAUAGUGUUAUUCAUAAAGCUAAUCCAAAACUAACUCAACUGUUACUUUAUGAACAUGCUAAUCUAGGUAUUAUCGAUCAACAUGGAUGGCAGGAAAUUCAUCAUGCAAGUAAACUUGGAUUGGUUCAACAUCUUGAACAUUUAUUAUUCUAUGGCUGUGACAUGAAUAGUAGGAUAAUUGGCAGUGGUAAUACUUCAUUACAUGUAGCUGCCAUAAAUGAUCAAGUUGAAUGUGCACGAAUACUUUUACUUCGUGGCUGUGAUACCAGCAUUGUGAACAAUUCUCAUCAAAAUGCAUACCAAGUAGCUGUCAUUGCCGGUAAUAUGUCAUUGGCCGAUUAUAUUAAAGAUCAUAAACAAGAAAAUGUAGUACCAUAUCGGGACAAACCUCGUUAUAAUCCGGCACGUCGUCCAGCCACGCAUUCAUCACAUGAUGGUAAUCAAAUAACGCCGAAUAAAUCUAAAUUACUUGAUGUUAAUGGUGGUGCCGGUAGUGGAAGAUCCAUAUCACCAUCAUUAUCACAAUUAACAAAUAAUACUACAACUACAUCUUCUGGUGUUUGUUGUGACGAUGAAGAUGAUCCAAACAAUCAAACAAAACAACAACGUUCUGUGAUGAACAAUGGUAAUAAUAUCGAUAAUGCUCAACCGGAUUAUGAUGAUAACGAAGAUGAUGACGAUGAUGAUAAUGAACAAAAUGGAAAUAUUAUUCCAAGUAGCGAAAGUGAAGAUAGUACAGUGUUCACGCCGGGUAUGAUGGUCAAAGCUAUUUCUGAUUAUAAUUCCGGAGAUCCAAGUCAUAUGCAACUUCGUCGAAAUGAUCAUGUACUUUUAUUACACAGUGAUCAUUCACCACCAACAAUUGCUUCGCAAAAACUUUUACUUGGUCGAAGAUGUUUAGAUAGUCAAGAAGGUUAUUUUCCUGCCUGUUGUGUUGAAAAAAUUAAACCGAUUAAGGAUACCGAUUCAAGUGAUCGUGUUGAAGGAAGAAGAGAUAUGAAAAUGAAAAAUAUGCAAGCAGCUACUUUACCAACACGUGGACGAAGAGGAGCACGAAAAAGCUAUUUGGACAAAAGUACAACUCGUCAAUACCAGGAUCGUACCGUUACCUUACAUCGUGGUAGUAAAGGAUUCGGAUUUGUGUUACGUGGUGCUAAAGAUUCAUCUCCCGUUCUUACUAAACAAUUACUGCAACAGCAAGGAUCAGUACCGUUGAUAGGUUUACAGUAUUUUGAUGAAAUCGAAGUGGGUGGAGUUGCUGAUGCUGCUGGAUUGAAACGAGGCGAUUUUCUUCUGGCUGUCAAUGAUGUUGAUGUUCGUCAUAUGUCGCAUGAAAAUGUUGUUCAAUUAAUUCGACAAUCUGGCGAUAAAGUAACGAUGACCAUUGCCACACCGGUGCCAAAACAACUUGUUUCUAUUUUGAAAAAGAAAGGAAAGACAGGUCAAACGAAUAACUACAAUGCAAACAAACAACAACAAUCACCAGUAGCCGAUUCAAAACAAACAAAUGGUAUGAUGCCACCUCCGCCACCUCUUCCAACAUCGGAUACGAUGUCUUCUAGUCAAUCACAAAUUCAAAUGUCACAAUCAGUUUAUGCAUCAUUCAAUAACAGUAAUCGUGGGACGAAAGCUCCACCACCAGCUCCACCAAAACGUGAUCCAUCAACUACAUUAUCAAAUACGUCAAGGGCUCGGGCGCGUUCAUUGGUCGUUGCAUCCGAAGUUCGUACGGCUCAUAACCAAGCCCUAAUAUUGUUGAAUGAAGUCAAAACGGCAGUCGAUGAUGAUAAGCCCAAUGAAACAAAAAAAUAUUCAUCAAAUGCUAAUACUAGUGAAUCAAUUACUGAUAGAUCUCGUUCGAUGCGUCGAAUUUCAUCAUUUGAACCUACUGAAUAUAGCAUCAAUAAUAAUUCGGAAGAUGUUUGCAAUUCAAAAGCUGAAACAACUAACAAAAAUGAAAAAGUUGCAGAAAUUCAUAAACGAGAUUCAUUUACAAUGUCGCCGCCGGCAUCACCACCAAAUCAUUCGAUUGUGGAUGUUACACUUGUCAAAGGACCAAUAAGAAAGAAUAACGAAAAGCAGCAGCAGCAACAACAACAGCAAGGAUUGUUGUCAAGUUUUCAACCAGCUACUAGCAAACAAGACAAUGAAUCGAAUAUCAGGCCUCAGAUUCCUGAUCCUGAUUAUUCCAGUGAUGAAGAUGAAAAGAAUAAGAAAAAGAAUGCCUCCAUCUCAACGGAUACCACUCCAAAGAAAGCCGAAAAAAUCAAAUUAAUGACCAAAGCGACUGUGGUAUUGAAAUCAACUAGUCCUUGUCCACCUGAAACUGAUAUUCAAAUCACAGAACCUAAAUCAUCUGAAUCAUUAAAGAAUGGAAUCAUCGGAUCGAAAAAUAUUUUCGAUGAACUAAAAGAACAAAGUGCCAAAAUAACAUCAGCGGCCAGACUUCGUUUUGCAACAACCGAAUCUGAUGGAAUAGUUGGAACUGCAGCAAAUACAAAUAGCAGCCAAGUUUCUACAAAAGCUCCAAAUAAUGUCAAGAAAAAUGUUGCUGAAUUUGAAAAACGUUUGAACGGUUCAAGCAUUUCAAAAGAUCAAAUGGAUAGUCAACAAUUACGAAUGUCUAAAUCUUGUAUGGAAGAUUUUACUCCACAACAAUCAGCUAUGAUGAACACGUUGAAAAAAGAAAUAAUUACCAAGCCUAAUUUGAGACAAAAACAACCGUGUGAUCAAUCAACUGAUUUCCGUCGUAAUUCUGCAAUCAUAUCGGCAAUGGCGGAAAAAGUAGCUGCAGUCAAUCAAUUAGUUGCUGAACAACAACAACAGCAAACGGGAUCAAAAUCACUUAAUUCAUCACCAAUACCAGCUACUUUAGGAAAAGUUCCGGGUCAAGUUAUUUCCAAUUCAACAGUUGUCGUACAGAAACCGAUUGCUAUUUUACCUGGUGCUUCAUCCGGAUCAUUGAUUCGUAGAUGUGUAACUGUUUGUGAAGAUCCAGUCAAAGCCAUUCAUCUUCAACAACAGCAUCAACAACUUCGAUCUCAAUUAGCAGGAACUUCAAUGGUGACCGCUGGUGGUACAUUGACUCGAACAAAACCAACACAUUCCUCAUCAUUAGCUGAACCAACAACGUCAUCAAUACUUAAACAACCUUCAAAAUCUCAACAACAACAAAUACGGUCCAUUAAUCAGCAAUAUCAUUCUGGAACAACAACUACCGGUUCUAUUGAUGUUGUACCUCCUCCACCAGAAUUUGCCGUUCCAUUACAACAGCCAACAAUUCAAUCAAAUCGACAAAUAUCGAUUCAACAACAACCAAUUACAGCAAACCAAAAAAUCUAUUUACAAAGACAAUUGCAAUCAUCAUCAUCGACAACAUCUCCAAUCACUAUUCAACAACAACAACAACAAUCCGGUUCUUCACAGGUUCAUCAUCAACAUUCCCAGGUUAGCAUAAAGACCAUAUUGAAAAAACAAUCUAGUGAAAAUAAUCAGAAUUAUUCGACAAUCGGAAAUUGUCAACGAAAAACAAUCGUUAAAUAUGUUCUUUGAUUUUGAUUUAUUAUCAUUAUUAUUAUGUAAUUAUUAUUAUUUUUGCAUCUUGUCUUUUUUUUUU